Triticum dicoccoides is the source of this 1603-nucleotide messenger RNA. Its product is annotated as transcription termination factor MTERF4, chloroplastic-like. The transcript has a single exon. Gene Ontology annotation, biological process: regulation of DNA-templated transcription. NCBI's taxonomy places the organism in Eukaryota, Viridiplantae, Streptophyta, Magnoliopsida, Poales, Poaceae. Gene Ontology annotation, molecular function: double-stranded DNA binding. The record is from RefSeq and is a predicted model, not a curated record. Bases 101 to 1081 code for a protein of 326 amino acids.
CAGCCCCAAACCCUCACUACCCUCUCCGUCUCUCGCCACCAACCGCGCCGCGCCGUCACUGGCCAUCCCCUCGCCGCCGGCGCCUCCCCGCCGCCACGCCAUGCUUCGGCUCCGAAGCUGCACCCUCACCCAGCUCCUCUCUUCUCCCUACACCUCCCAUGUCUCUCCUCUCCACCGCCUCCUCUCCGCCGCAGCCGCCUCCGGCAUUUCUCCGGCAGCUUCCCCAGGCUUUGCCGCCGAGGAGUACCUCGUCUCCACCUGCGGCUUGACCCCAGCCCAGGCCCUCAAGGCCUCCACCAAGCUCUCCCACCUCAAGUCCCCCGCCAAGCCCGACGCCGUCCUCGCCUUCCUCGCCGGCAUCGGCCUCUCCGCCGCCGACGUCGCCACCGCCGUCGCCAAGGACCCGCUGUUACUCUGCGCCGGCGUGGAGAGAACCCUGGCCCCCGUCGUCGACGGGCUCACCGGCCUCGGCCUCUCGCGCUCUGAGGUCGCGCGCAUCACCGUGCUCGUCCCCGGCAGCUUCCGCUGCAGAUCCAUCGUCUCCGCUCUACACUACUACCUGACCCUCUUCGGGUCCAUGGACAACUUGCUCCGGCCGCUCAAACGCGGCUUCUGGCUACAUGGUGCUGACCUCGAGAGCGUGGUCAAGCCCAAUGUCGCGGUCCUGCGGGAGUGCGGGCUACAUGAUUGCGACAUUGCCAAGCUGUGCAUCCGUGUGCCAAGGAUCCUCAAAAUCAACCAGCAGCGCCUCCGGGCGAUGGUGGCAUGCGCCAAAGUUCUGUGUGUGCCACAUGGCCCUGGGAUGUUACGAAAAGCGUUGGAGGCUGUCGCCUUCUCUGACGAGGAGAAGAUCGCCACCAAGGUGGAAUACCUGAAGAAGACAUUUAGGUGGUCAGAUACUGAGGUGGGCAUUGCUUUGCCCAAGAAUCCGAUGCUGCUGAGGUCUUGCAAGGAAAGGCUGCAACGUGUCGCAGAGUUCCUCAUCUCCGAGGUGGGGUUGGAACCAGGGUACAUUGCUCAUCGGCCGGCGCUUCUCACUUACAGCCUGGAUGAUCGGCUCAGGCCCCGGUACUAUGUGUGAAGUUUCUCAAGGAAAAUGGAUUGCUACAUCGCGACCGGGAUUACUAUUAUGCAGUCGCGGUGACUCCGAAGGUAUUCAUGGAGAAGUUCAUAUUCCCACACAAUGAAGCUGCACCGCACCUUGCUGAAGACUAUGCAGCAGCUUGCAGAGGGGAAGUGCCCGCUAGAUUCAGAUUUACAUGAACCAAGAACGGGCUUUGAAAAUUGGUAAUUUGUGUGUGGCGCAACGAAGUUUUCAUUUAGUUUAGUAAGCUGGUAAUUCCUGUUUCGGUUUUCUUUUUCCUAACUGGAUGUUUGUUGUCUACUAUCAAUUCAUGAACCCCAAUGAGUUCAUGUCUCACUGGGUAGAGAAGAAAGCAUCGCUGGCAAUAUCUGAAGAUGAGAUGUCCAGAAAUGUAUUUCUCUUUCUGACUUGUGCUUAAGAUCAUGUAAACUGGAUGUAGGUUGUACUAAUUUUCUGUUGAAACAAGGACCCAGAGAACCAGAAAGCAAAAGAAUAACCCUGCUUUUUUUCCCAUUGAAA